AUGUCUGUGCCGCCUGGAGCUGCCGUGGUCGAGUUCAAGGUUGAUCAAGGCGUGGUGGGAUUUCUGAUUGGCAAGGGCGGCGAGACCUUGCGCAGCAUGGAAGUCAGCAGCACAGCCACCAUCAAGAUCGACCAGACCUCGAAGGAGAUGGGCUACAGCAUGGUCCGCAUCACGGGCUCUGAGCAGGCCGUGGCCGUGGCCAAGGCCCUGCUCGACGGCCGCAUCAGCGAAAAGCGACAAAACGCCUCCGGCAUGCACCGGAACCGCACGGAGGUGCAAGGCCAGGAGGGCGGGGGCAGCGGGGCUGUUGGCUGGGAGACGCAGAUCGAACAGUCUGCCGUGGGCUUCUUCAUCGGCAAGCAGGGGGAAUACAUCAAGAGAAUACAGGCACAGACGGGUGCCACCGUGGUCAUCGACCAAGAGACGAAGGACUACGGGUAUAGCAUGAUCCGCAUCAUGGAUGGGCCAGGGCUGCGAGAAGCCUCCGAGAUGGUGAAGUACAGGCUGGACCAAGUGAAGGAGGCGGCUGUCCAGCGGGCACCCGCAGGCGAGUACGAGGAGCUCUCGGUUCCUCAAGGUGCCUGCCUCGCGUUGCUUCGCGUUGCGCCAGGCCCUCUCUUUCUCGCUUUCCGCACAGGCCAAGUCGGGGCGAUCAUUGGCCGUGGUGGCGACACCCUGCGGCAGAUCAAAGCAGAGAGUGGUGCAAUCAUCGUUCUCAGCCAGGAGACCAAAGGACAGGGAUUCAGCACAGUGCGUUUUGCUGGAAGUGAAGAAGCCGUACUGAAAGCCAAAGACCUGGUCCAGCAGAGACUAGCCGAGCGAGAGUGGGCAGCGCAGGGCGCCUGGUCCGGGGGUGGGGGCGGCGGCAAUUACGGAAGCUGGCAGUAUGGCAAGGGCGAUUUCGGCGGUGGCAUUAACCCGCCGCCGCCGCCACAUGGCAAGGGCAAAGACUGGGGAGGGGGCGGUCUCGGACUGAGCGACGACUGGGGCCCUAGCUUUGGAGAUGGCUUGGGCCACGGCAAUGACUUGGGUCAAGGCUGCCAAGGCUUGGAUGCACCGCCCAUAGGUGGUCCCAUAGGCGGUCCUCCUUUGGGUGCGCAGGGUCUGAGUCCAGGCCAGGCUUCGCAUGAGGCCUCUGCGGCUGAGCCCUGGGGACGUCUUUCGCGGAAUGACACGUGUGAGACGUCGAGUCGCAAGGUCCAAGAUUGCUCAGCUGCAGCUCGCGGCUCGCAUUCCGUCUUCCUUUUUCCGCUUCCGCAGCUGCAGUUUCCUCCCUCGCUCCUAGUCUUGGCACCCGACUGGGUGGCGUCGGAGGGCUCGAGGUGGUGCAAGAAACUGCCCAGUGAGUCCGAGCUUAGCUUCCAGGGCUCGGAUGCGGUCUGGUUCAGGUCACGGACGGUCACGGGUAGGUCACGGGCAGGCGUCGAGAUUGCAAGCAACAACGAGAUCUCGCGCAAUCGGCACCUCACCGGCCAUCAUGAGCAGUGGUACGAAAAGGUUGAAAAUGAAGUCAACGUCAGCAUCUUCGCAAUCGGCAGCCAGCGAGUCGUUCUGGCCGAGUACACGGCGCUCGCCGGCAACUUUCAGCAGGCGACCAUUCAGAUCCUCCAGAAGCUGGAGAGCACUUCAGAGUGGAAGAGCUACAUUUACGGCGAGUAUGCCUUCCACUACAUCGUGGACCAGACCCUGAACCUCUGGUUCGUGUGCAUGGCCGAGCGGCUCCUGGGCCGGCGCAUCCCCUUCGGCUUCCUGCAAGCGGUCCAGGACGGCUUCUGCGGAUCCUACGGACGUGAGCAGGUGGAGAGCGCCAUCGCCUAUGGCAUGCAGGGGGAAUUCCGGGAGCAGCUGAAGACUCUCAUGGAGAAGUACAACUCUCCGGAAGUGGACCGUGUGGCCUCGAUGAUGGCCAAGGUGCAGCACAUCAACGACCACCUCAUGGACAGCAUCGACAAGAUCCUCGAGCGGCAGGAGAAGAUCGACUUGCUGGUGCACCGCAGCGAGGUUCUCUCUGCGUCUGCCAGCAGCUUCCGGCGGGACGCGGAGCACCUGCGGCGCCGGGUGUGGUGGCAGAACGCCAGGACCAUGGCCGUGAUCGCCUGCGUCCUGGUCCUCGUCAUUCUGGUGGUGGUGCUGUCAUCCUGUGGCUUCUCCCUCUCGCACUGCUGA
This is a messenger RNA of Symbiodinium necroappetens, 2166 nucleotides long. The record is from the annotation of a GenBank genome assembly. Lineage: Eukaryota; Dinophyceae; Suessiales; Symbiodiniaceae.